GUCCAGUUGUUUACGUUUUGGAUCUUGCAGAUCGACUGAUCUCAAAGGCAUGCCCAUUUGCUGCAGCGGGAAUAAUGGUGGGCUCUAUAUACUGGACAGCUGUUACAUACGGAGCUGUGACAGUGAUGCAGGUUGUGGGUCACAAAGAAGGUCUUGACGUCAUGGAGAGAGCUGAUCCUUUAUUUCUUUUGAUUGGACUUCCCACUAUCCCAGUCAUGCUAAUAUUGGGCAAGAUGAUUCGUUGGGAAGACUACGUGCUCAGACUGUGGCGCAAAUACUCUAAUAAGCUACAAAUUUUGAACAGCAUAUUUCCAGGCAUUGGAUGUCCAGUUCCUCGUAUUCCAGCAGAGGCCAACCCUCUGGCAGAUCAUGUCUCUGCUACGCGUAUUCUGUGUGGAGCUCUAGUUUUCCCUACUAUUGCCACGAUAGUUGGCAAGCUGAUGUUCAGCAGUGUUAACUCAAACUUACAAAGGACAAUCUUGGGUGGAAUUGCUUUUGUUGCUAUAAAAGGAGCUUUUAAGGUUUACUUCAAACAGCAGCAAUAUUUGCGCCAAGCUCACCGCAAAAUUUUAAAUUAUCCUGAGCAAGAAGGAGCAUAAGGCUGUGAUCUCCAGAUGUCGUACAGUCUCACCUAACAGGUUUCCAUGUUAUAUUGGUCCCAUCAUUAUUGCACAGUAGUGGAGAAUUGUGAUAAGUUGCUGCUCCUUUUUUUCUUUUUCUUUAAAUAUAAUAAAGCACUGUCUUGUGGCAGGGUAAAUCCUUUCAGCGACCACUGAACCUGAGAAUGUGACUUGGCUUUCAUUAUUUUUGGGUAUUUCUGUUGGGCAACAGGCUUCUGAAUUAUUUUCUUUGAGCCAAUAUGCUGAAUGGGAAAAAAAGCAUCAAUUACAGAACAAGAACAUUUUAAACUGUGUACUUGAUGUAGGCUAUAUCCAAAUGCCUUUUCUUUAUGUGUUUUCAUACCCACGCUAUCAUCCAGUUCAGCAUUUCACACAAUGAAGGGAGCUUUUUUUAGAAAGGAAAUGUGAGUCAUUACCAAGGAGAAGUAAUUGUGGGACAUCAGUCAAUAAAGAUUUCUGUAGUUUUUGCUGGUAUCAAACAGGGAGUGUAAAAUACUCAAAUGACUGGUCAGAGGAAGCAGAAGAUAGAUCACUCUCUACAGGACUCGUGUGUCAGCUUUAGCCACCUAAGUACUAGGUGUUGGAAUUAGCAAGGCUUCCAGGUGACUGUUCUAUUACUG
Messenger RNA from Balearica regulorum gibbericeps (East African grey crowned-crane), 1240 nucleotides. The record is from RefSeq and is a predicted model, not a curated record. NCBI's taxonomy places the organism in Eukaryota, Metazoa, Chordata, Aves, Gruiformes, Gruidae.